AGCUCCCGUUGAUCAUUGGCAUGCCUUUGUUUGCUUAUAAAGUAGAACUGUGAUAUUAAUAGCAGAUCUUAAAAUGAAACCAGGAAGUCAGAACUAUAUUGAUUUGACUAUGCGGUAAUCAAGAACUUUUAUUACAUGAUAAAUUACUAGGGGAUAUUUUGCAGACAAACUUGUAAAUUGCAUAUAGGAACAGACCAUGUUGGAUUACUACUAGUGUUGGAUUACCUGUGUGUAUAUGCCAUAAUGUCAACAAGAGGUAGCCAAAUACUCACCAACCCGCACGUGACCAUAGGAGCCCAAGAGCUGCCAGUUGUCGAAGAUUGCGCCAGGUCAGGCUUCCUCCGGAAACAAGGACGGAUUGAGCGGACAAUCAAGUUUCUGAAAUGGCGUCAGCGGUACGUGGUCCUAUCCAAGGGAUGUUUGUACAUCUACAAUGACGAGUAUGCCACCGCUCCGAUGUCCUCUGCGUUCCUCGGAAAUUAUAUCAAAUGUGUGCGACAGCGGGUUCCGGGCCGGAUGCAGUGGAUCUUCCAACUGGUUCCCGCCACCCAGGCAACCCUAGGGACAUCGGGCACUAGCCACAGCCUCAUGUUCUGCAGCGCCACGGAGGAAGAGAGGAAGGAAUGGAUGAGUGCGAUUAAGAACGAGCUGAUGCUAGCACACAAGUUUACCGAAGAGCAAAUAGCGCAGCACAAGCUGGGCUGUUCGGACGAGGAGUAUAUAUACCUGGAGAAGUCAGUAGUGGCGGAACGGCCCCGGGCUCUUCAUCCCGCGCGCAACGUGCCCCUCCCACGGGAAGAAGAGGAAGAUUACCACGAAAUCGCCAAUGAACAAAUGCUGCCAGACAAUCAAAUACAGCCCAGUAAGAGGAAUAAGCCGACAUUUCCUGCACCACAGCCAGGAGCCCAAGAUAAGGGCUUUGUGAGACAAACAAGCUCACCCGCCACUUCUCCACUGCCCAGCCCGACAAGUCCGUCCGCGGUAUCAAAAACGUCGUAUGAAUAUGAGGGAAGUGACAGGAACCACAUUGAAAGGCUGCUGGUGGCGCUUCCCCGGGGCACGUAUCUGGUCAGAAAGUCCAGACAGGACAAUAAAGAGGUUUUGUCCGUGAACAUAGACAAUUCUCUGAAGGAGUUCAAGAUAUAUGAUAAGGACGGUCAGGUGACCGUGGAUCAGACGACACUGUUCCCAACUCUGGAAAAACUACUGGAAUAUUACACCCAAAACAACUUACCGAAACACACCAGCUCGCUUACGAAACCUUAUAGAGAAUCGGCGGACUAUAUAAACGGCAUGUAGAAAACUGUAAGCGGAUGGUGGGAAGCUGCAGCCGAGAACUUCACUCACCAUAGCCCAUCAACAUAUCCUGUCUUUUGCCGCUCCCUAUAGAGAAUCACUCUUAGCAGUAUGCAGUGUAAAGGAUAGUUGACCAUAAACACUACACUCACCCCAAUCUGCUGAUAUACCACACAAAGUUAACUAGCACACGUGUACUUGAAUACACACCUGUACAGUAACUCUGUUGAAAGCCUCUUCUUCGUACUAAACGACUUCUAAAAUUGUUUUUUGGGGGGCGGGGAGGGGGGCGGGGGAUGUGUAGGGCAUUCAGACAGAUUGCAAAACUGAAUACCAAAAUAUGUGGAUAUCGCUGAUUCGGAGGGUGACGAUAUCUCAACUCUGCCACGCAGAUAAUGGAUUAGUUGCUGGACUAUAGCUAGUUACUUAAAUAGUUGCUGAAUUAGUUACUUAAACAGUUGCUUGCUGGAAUGGUUCUUAACAUUUCCUUCUUCAUUAUUACAUGAACACAUUGUGCCUACAUAUUUAUUAUUCUAAAUAUUCCAGUAAUUCACCUACAUGGGAAAGGGUUGGGUGGGUUGUGAGGGGGUAACAUAUAGAAACAAACUCUGACUCUGUCAAAUUUCUGUGUGCAUAUUCCGAGGAUCAUUAAACUAUACGGUAGUGACAGCGUUCAUAUGAGUGAUACAUGUACAUGUAUGUGUUAAAAAAUGGCUACAAGAGAUUACAGUUAUUAGGUUAUAAAAGUGUUCACUAACUGUUGAUCAUAUCCAUUAACUUUAUGUAUUUUAUGUGGUUAUUUCAUAUGGUUGUUUUAUAGGGUUGUGAUUUUAUAGUCUUACUCUGGGACCUACUUCCAGUCUCACUUGAAGCUGCGCUCUCACAGAUAUACCGUUUUUACAACUUUCUUUUUAUUUUUUGUCUUGGAAAGAGCAAAUUUUUACGUAAAUAUCUGCAAACCAAUGAUAAAAGAUUGCUGACAAAGGAUGAGAUUGCAGAUGGUCAUAUUUCCAUUCGAAAAUUAAUGUUUUAUAGCUUAAACAGUUACUAAUGGUUUAAGAAAAAUGCUUAAAAACAUUAAUUUUUGAACUUAAAUAUAAAAAUCUGCGAUCUAAUUUUUUGUCAGCAGUCUUAUAUAACUGGUGUCCAUAUAAUUUAGCAAAAAUUGGCUCGUUCCAAGACAAAAAAUAAAAAAGUUGUUAAACCGUUCAAACUGUGAGAGUGCAGCUUUAAAAAGUGCCUUCCAAAGUGGGAUUACUCUUUUUAUGUAAUGAAAUGAUACUUUGGUUCACCCCAGAUUUUUCUGUCAUGUUGAAUUUUUUAUUGUGUAUUACAAAAGUAUGUUUAAAAGCAUGCAUGCAUUGAACCCGCUACGCUGUCUUAAAACUACAUUGUAGCCUGCAUACUUUGUCUAGUAAACAGUGUACUUCAAUAACCUGACAACUGACAAUGACAACUGAACGCAAUAUUUUUAUAAAAAAUAAAAUUAUUCAUUUAUCACAUAUGUUAAUAACAGUGAUUAUAAAACAAAUGUUAACAAGUUCUAUAUAAUGUGUGACAUUCGAUAUGCUUCAUUGUGUAACAAAUGACAUUCUAAAAAGUGAAAUAAAUGUACUAAAAUGC
Messenger RNA from Mya arenaria, 2919 nucleotides. Its product is annotated as SH3 domain-binding protein 2-like. NCBI's taxonomy places the organism in Eukaryota, Metazoa, Mollusca, Bivalvia, Myida, Myidae. Gene Ontology annotation, molecular function: SH3 domain binding. Bases 244 to 1299 code for a protein of 351 amino acids. The record is from RefSeq and is a predicted model, not a curated record. The transcript has 12 exons. Gene Ontology annotation, biological process: signal transduction.